AUGGAGGUCAGUAUCUGCUCCAAGUGUUUAGGUAAUGGUGAUGCUUUGACCAAAUAUGCUAGUGGAUCUCAAUGUAAGGUAUGUACUGGUGUGUUUGACGUCUAUGCCGUUAAACAACGUAAUUCACUGGUCAAGACCUUGGUAUGUCAUAGAUGUUCUCAGCAGAGAAACAUAUGUCAGUGCUGUCUGUUAGAUCUGUCCUGGGGAGUCCCCACAGAACUUAGAGACAGAUUACUAUCAUUAAUCCACGAUGACCCUUCGUUAAAGACCCAGGAGGCCCGCAAUGAUAUGAUGAGAAGAUUUUUGUCCUUAAAGGAUGUGAAAUUAGGUGGUGCUCAAAUUACCAGUCAGACGGACUCCUUAGAGGAAUUAAAACCAUUGUUGCAGAUUAACAAAUCGCUACAACAGGACCUUUAUGCAUCUAACCAUUAUUUGAUCUGCAAUCUAGACAAAUCAAUUCCAAAGUGGAAGGUCGAAUCUGCAGUUGAUGGAAUCGUAGGUAUCGAAGGUUCUGUCGAGUCUGUAAGCGUAAAUCCCGAAGCCCGAGUAGCUUGCAUAACUGUUAAAGAUGACGCAAGUACAAAAUUUGUGGAAAAACUUGAAAAAUGCAAGAGCAAGGGUAAGAUGACGGUUAGAGGUAAACUGACUAUUGACAGAUUCAAUACAGUGGUUACAAGUUUACAAGAACCGGUUAAAUUGGAUGGAUUUAGUGAUAACCUUGGUAUUUUUUUACAAAAAAACGUCUUGUUUGCGGAAUCAAGAAGGGAUCGCGAGACGCCUGGAAGGCGGACUCAAAAUAAACCGGGGAAACCGAAUAAAGUCACAAAGAGAUCCAAAAGAGCUCGAGAUUUAGAACUAUAA
Molecule: messenger RNA, 861 nt
Organism: Zygosaccharomyces rouxii
Lineage: Eukaryota; Fungi; Ascomycota; Saccharomycetes; Saccharomycetales; Saccharomycetaceae
Gene: ECM2
Product: Pre-mRNA-splicing factor ECM2
Exons: 1
Coding region: 1-861 (286 amino acids)
Cellular component (GO): U2-type catalytic step 2 spliceosome; Prp19 complex; U2-type catalytic step 1 spliceosome
Molecular function (GO): pre-mRNA binding; U6 snRNA binding
Source: RefSeq, a predicted model, not a curated record